Molecule: messenger RNA, 2418 nt
Organism: Chanos chanos (milkfish)
Lineage: Eukaryota; Metazoa; Chordata; Actinopteri; Gonorynchiformes; Chanidae
Gene: ext2
Product: exostosin glycosyltransferase 2
Exons: 15
Coding region: 174-2333 (719 amino acids)
Cellular component (GO): membrane
Molecular function (GO): glycosyltransferase activity
Source: RefSeq, a predicted model, not a curated record
CUCGCUAGUCUGUCGUUUGGAAUUUCUUUCUAAAUGGAUAAGUAGACGUGGACAAGUGGUUUUCCAAAUGCGACUGUUUAGAUUAUUUUAAUGAGGUAUCAAUUAAGUCUGUUAAAGCAGUGCAGCUGUGGUCGGACGGUGUGAAGUGGUUUGAACGCAAAAAUUGGCUAAGUAUGUGUGCAUCGGUAAAGUACAGUUCACGGGGCCCCGCUCUGAUACCUCGUAUGAAGACCAAGCACCGUAUCUACUACAUCACCCUUUUCUCCGUGGUGCUGCUUGGACUGAUCGCCACUGGAAUGUUUCAGUUCUGGCCUCACUCCAUUGAGUCCACAGCCGAAUGGAGUUUGGACCGUCGUAGUGUGCAUGAUGCUCCGCUGGUCCGUCUGCCUUUAUCCAGCCCUAUUCCUGAGAGGGGAGACCUGAGCUGUCGUAUGCACACGUGUUUUGAUGUUUACCGUUGCGGUUAUAAUCCGAAGAAUAGAAUUAAGGUGUAUAUUUACCCUCUUCAGCGCUUUGUGGAUGAGGUUGGGGUGCCAAUAAGCAGUACAGGUCUGUCUCGGGAGUACAAUGACCUGUUGAGUGCCAUCUCUGACAGUGACUUUUACACUGAUGAUGUCAACAGAGCAUGCCUCUUAAUCCCUUCCAUUGAUGUACUGAACCAGAACUCAUUGCGUAUUCGUGAGACUGCCCAAGCUCUGGCUAUGCUGCCAAGAUGGGACAAAGGAGUGAACCAUUUGUUGUUCAAUAUGUUACCUGGAGGACCUCCAGACUACAACACAGCGCUGGAUGUUCCAAGAGACAGAGCUCUGCUGGCGGGCGGAGGCUUCUCCACCUGGACCUACCGACAGGGCUAUGACGUUAGCAUCCCAGUGUACAGUCCGCUGUCAGCAGAGGUGGACCUUCCUGAGAGACAACCAGGACCGCGCCGUUACUUCAUCCUGUCCUCUCAGACAGCCAUUCAUCGGGAGUACCGCGUUGAGCUGGAGCGACUCAAAGAGGAGAAUGGGGAGGCGCUGCUCCUCCUGGACAAAUGCAGUAACCUGUCUCAGGGCAUGGCCUCUGCCAGGAAACGCUGCUACAAGGGCCAGGUCUAUGACUACCCACAAAUCUUACAGGAAUCAUCGUUCUGUGUGGUGCUGCGUGGUGCACGGCUGGGCCAGGCCACUCUGAGUGACGUACUGCAGGCAGGCUGUGUCCCAGUCAUCAUGGCCGACUCCUACAUACUGCCCUUCUCUGAGGUGCUCGACUGGAAGAGGGCAUCUGUGGUCAUUCCAGAGGAAAAGUUGCCCGAAAUGUACACAAUUCUGAAGAGCAUCCCUCACAGACAGGUGGAGGAGAUGCAGAGACAGGCACGCUGGUUCUGGGAGGCGUACUUCCGCUCUAUGAAGACCAUUGGUCUGACCACGCUGCAGAUCAUCAACGACCGCAUCUACCCUUAUGCUGCCCGUACCUACGAGCAGUGGAACAAUCCUCCCGUCGUGAAAUGGUCGAGUGUGAACAACCCUCUCUUCUUGCCGCUCAUUCCGCCUCGUUCGCCAGGCUUUACCGCGGUGGUCCUGACUUAUGAUCGCAUCGAGAGCCUCUUCAGAGUCAUCACUGAGAUUUCCAAGGUUCCCAGCCUGGCCAAGUUACUGGUUGUGUGGAACAACCAGAAUAAGAGCCCCCCUGAGGAAUCUCUGUGGCCCAAGGUUGCUGUGCCACUCAAGGUGGUGCGAACCAAAGAGAAUAAACUCAGCAAUCGCUUCUUCCCUUUUGACGAGAUCGAGACAGAAGCAGUGUUGGCCAUCGAUGAUGACAUCAUCAUGCUGACCUCUGAUGAGCUGCAGUUUGGUUAUGAGGUGUGGCGUGAAUUCCCAGACAGGUUGGUAGGAUAUCCUGGCCGACUCCACUUGUGGGAUCAUGAGAUGGGCAAGUGGAAGUACGAGUCUGAGUGGACCAAUGAAGUGUCUAUGGUGCUUACUGGUGCUGCAUUUUACCAUAAGUACUUCAAUUAUCUCUACACCUAUAAGAUGCCUGGAGACAUCAAGAACUGGGUGGAUGCUCACAUGAACUGUGAAGAUAUCGCCAUGAACUUCCUUGUCGCCAACAUCACUGGCAAAGCUCCUAUAAAGGUGACUCCUCGAAAGAAGUUCAAGUGCCCGGAGUGUACAGCUAUUGACGGUCUCUCAUUGGACCAGACCCACAUGGUGGAGAGGUCAGAGUGCAUAAACAAGUUUGCCUCCGUUUUUGGCACCAUGCCUCUGAAGGUGGUGGAGCACCGUGCUGACCCUGUGCUGUACAAAGACGACUUCCCAGAGAAACUCAAGAGCUUCCCCAACAUCGGCAGUCUGUGACGCCAUGCUGCCUCGCUUCACCUAAUGUCAGACUUUUAAAAAACACAGGUCACAGACACUUCAGUAUCUCUCUCUCUCUCUCUCU